Molecule: messenger RNA, 4814 nt
Organism: Fundulus heteroclitus (mummichog)
Lineage: Eukaryota; Metazoa; Chordata; Actinopteri; Cyprinodontiformes; Fundulidae
Product: POU domain, class 2, transcription factor 1
Exons: 16
Coding region: 1216-3477 (753 amino acids)
Biological process (GO): regulation of transcription by RNA polymerase II
Cellular component (GO): nucleus
Molecular function (GO): DNA-binding transcription factor activity, RNA polymerase II-specific; RNA polymerase II cis-regulatory region sequence-specific DNA binding
Source: RefSeq, a predicted model, not a curated record
GCUGGGUAUCGCCGCGUCUGUCUCCCGGUGAGAGCGCCGAGCCGAGCCAGAGUGCGUUCAGGCUGCGCGGCGUCGGACCAGAAACCGCUGGGGUUCCCAGAAUAAACCGAAGGCACCCCGACACUCACACGGAGAGGGAGGGAGAGAGAGAGAGAGGAUCCAGGCGGAGAAAAGACCGAGGAUGGAGCAGCAGAGCCAGAGAAAAGACUCCACAGCCUGAAAGAAAGCGCCCCUGCCCUCCUCUUGUUGUCGCUUCCUCAGCUGGAGAGGAAACGGAGGACCGCUGCGCUGAUUGAUAUGGAUUCUCUCGUUUAUUUUUCUAUUGAUUUGGCUCUAAUUAGUGACCCCCGCUAGAGAAAGAGGAAGAGGGAUCCAGCGAGAGGAGGAGAGGGAGGAGCGAAAGUCAAACAGGGGGUGCUGCCUGCCUACAGCCUUACUUUAUUAUUCCACCAAAUCUUUACCAAAUAAUGUUUUUGCGUCGCAUUAUUGUGCCGUUUUGUGUAUUGUUCUGCAGACCAGCCAGCUACUAACCAAAUCUUUGCAAGAACCAAAAAAAAAAAAAAAAAAAAAAAGCAUAUCCACUCAGACACGGACAGUUUUUUUUUUCCCCUCCUCGAUUGCUUUUCUCUUCCCGGGGAUUCACCGGCGGACAGUUUGAGACUUUUAAGGACAGAGCAGCAGGAGAAAUCCAUCUUUAUUAAACCCCCUCCAAAAAAAAACAAAAAAAAACCAAAGCAAAGUCAGCAUCCGAGGAGAGGCGGACGCCGAGUCUCCCAGAUCUUUACGCACAGCCGCCGGGACAGCGUGUCUGCGUUACGGAGAGCCGCUGCGGCCGUUCACAUGGGCGCAAUGAGAGCAGAUACAGCCGCGGCUCACCACGCACUGGCCUGCCUGGAUAAACACUGGUAGCUUUUUAUUUAUCGCCCCACAGCCCGGCAGCCGCUCGGUCAUCACAGGCGUCCACACCUGAGAGCAGAGAGAUGUAAAUCUGCCGAGGAAGAGUCCAGACUCGCUGAAGGAGAAAGAAAAAAAAAAAAAGCACACACACCAAACAAAAACCUUCCCAAACCUUCCCAGCGUCCUCCAAGCUGCUGCCCACCAGGAGAGCCGAGCAGGCAGGCCAGAGACCGACGGCAGGACCACGGAUAGAAGGAGCAGAGCAGAGAGACCAGAGUAAACCAAAAAAUCCAACGACCACCAGGUCGACAGAGGACCAUGUUUGUCCCCCUGCCGGUCCCCUUCGUCUUUCAGAGAACAGCGUCCGACUUCAGCGCCUGGAGACUCAAGUCCUCGCUGGUCCCGCGGUCCAGCCCCGAUAUCAGGAUGUCCAAAGCACCGGGGGAGGAGAAGCCUGGAGCUGAAUAUCCAGGUGACAGUUCAGACUCUGACAGGAACAGCCCUGAUGACCAGCUGCAGGUCCAGACGAUGAAAAGCAGCCCUUACAGCCUUUCUCCCACAGCAGCAGCAGGCAGCAAGGUAAAGAGCGAUGAAAGCUCAGAGAUAACACACAGCGGUGCUGCUCCUCCCUCCCAGCAGCAGCAGCAGCAGCAGCAGCAGCAGCAGCAGCAGCAGCAGCAGCAGCAGGCUCAACAUCACCACGCACAGCUGAUGCUCGCCGGCAGUCAGCUCGCCGGGCUUGCAGCUCUCCUGCCGGCCCAGCAGCAGCUGCUCCUCCAGCAGGCUCAGGCUCAGCUCCUGGCGGCGGCCGUGCAGCAGUCGAACGCCGCUCACGCUGCCGCCCACGCCGCCGCGCAGCAACAAGCCAAUCAGCAGCAGCAGCAGCAGCAACAGCAACAGCAGCAACAGCCAAACAAGCAAGAGCAACCAGUCCAGGCUGCGCCGCCACAGCUGGCCCUGUCGCAGCCCAUCCAGCUCACAGCGCAGGACAUCCAGCAGCUGCUGCAGCUCCAGCAGCUGGUUCUGAUGCCGGGUCACCCGCUCCAGUCCCCGGCCCAGUUCCUCUUGUCUCAGCCUGCACAGACACAGCAGCAACAGCAGGGUUUGCUCUCAACAGCAAAUCUGAUCCAGCUACCUCAGCAAAGUGCAGGAGGACUUCUCACAAGCCCACCUCGCAUGGGACUCCAAGCACAGAGGGAGAAGAGCAGCGACGCGGGAAACGGCAGCAGCAGCGCAGCCUCUGGAGCCGGCAGCGGAGGCGGCAGCGGUGUAACAUCUGUAGGAGCUACCUCUGCAUCCGGCAGUGCCGUGGCCUCCUCGUUAACCUCCGGCAUGAAUCCCAGCGGUCAGACGGCUCACAUGAGCGAAGAGCCGAGCGAUCUGGAGGAGCUGGAGCAGUUCGCUCGGACCUUCAAACAGCGGCGCAUAAAGCUGGGAUUCACACAGGGUGACGUGGGAGUGGCAAUGGGAAAACUGUAUGGGAACGACUUCAGCCAGACCACCAUCUCUCGCUUUGAAGCGUUAAACCUGAGCUUUAAGAACAUGUGCAAGCUGAAGCCACUGCUGGAGAAGUGGCUGAGUGACGCAGAGACGAUGGCGGUGGACAGCAUGCUGCCCAGCCCCUCCUCCAUCUCCUCCCCCAUGUUGGGCAUCGAGGGUCUCCCCGGCCGACGCAGGAAGAAGCGCACCAGCAUCGAGACGAACGUACGGGUGGUUCUGGAGCGCAACUUCAGCACGAACCAGAAGCCGACGUCGGAGGAGAUCCUGCUGAUGGCGGAGCAGCUCAACAUGGAGAAGGAGGUGAUCCGCGUCUGGUUCUGCAACCGCCGGCAGAAGGAGAAACGCAUCAACCCGUCGAGCAGCAGCACUCCUCCUCUGCCCAGCCAGACCUCGCCCGUCGUGACGCACAAAGCCCACUGCUACAGCCCCCACAUGAUAUCGAGUCAGAGUCUGUCCCAGGUCACCACCAGCCUCAGCACAACAGGAGCCGCUUCGUCACCUUCAGCUUCCUGCCCCAUGACUCCCGUCAGCUCGGCAGCCAUGUCCUCGUCGGUGACGCCUCCUCCUCUUCCUCCUCACAGCACAGCCAGCCCAGCUCCUUCCAGCCUCGGCUCGUCUGGGCUCACCACUGGGAACACAAUGAUGGGAGUAAGCACAGGGAUGAACCAGGCCCUCAUUGGCAGUAAUCCCCUGGCUACCAUGCAAGCGCUGGCAGCCAGCGGCGGUCAGCUCCCUAUCUCCAGCCUGGAGGGGGGGCCAGGCCACAUGUUUCUGAGUGGACACGGCGGUCACUCUGUCCCCCCCUCCCUCCGUCCCUCUCUCUUCCUGAACCGCCCCGGCCUGCUGCCGAUGGUGACUUGCUCAACGGCAGCUUCCUCCAUGCCCACCAUGGGGCUGGUCAGCAGCAGCGGAGGCGGCCCCAGACCCUCCUAUUGCCAAGCUUCACCCACAGGCACCAGCAACCUCAUGAGCCCCACCUCCUGCCCGGAGGAGUCCGCGUCUCCGUGUUCAAGUCCCGCCUCUUUCUGCUCCUUCAGCGAAGCUUCGCCGCCGCCGCUGGGAGGAGCCAUGGCCGAGUGAUCGCCGACCGACCGCCAAAGUAUCCUAUCGGAGCGGGAUGAGGAGGACGAGGAGGAAACAGCUUUAGAAAUCCAAAUCCGCAACAUCGCCUUUCAACCAAAGCCAUCUCUCUGUCUGAUCCAUCGCUAGAUCGUCCCUCUUUGCCUUUUUUCCUCUCUGAAGUCUCCCGAAGCCAAAAAAAAUACACAUAGACUCAUGAGGGAAGGAGGUAAAGAGGGUAGGAAGGAUGGAAGAGGACGGAGAGAACCGCAGCGCGAAGGAGGGGAAUCUUGAAACCAAAUAAUGACCUACAGCUGGAGAGGAGCUUUUUUUAUUUCACUCGGCAUCGUGAUUAAAAAACACCAAAAAGAAACAAAAAAAACUUGAGAGCAGAGCUGAAACUGCUCGAGAGAAACUGGAAGCAGCGGAAAGACUUGUCUGAUAAGCUGAGAAGGCUACGAGAAAAAAAAAAAAAAAAUGUACGUGUUUCGAAGAGGAACACAAACAUUACAAAGAAGUAAACCAAAAUCUCCAAAAUACCAAAAACUGAAAACCAAAAAAGAAAGACAAAAAAAAACAACAAACGGAGAGAAAAGCUUUAGCUCAAAAAGACUUUUUCUGAUCUUUAUUCUGUCAAACAUUCUCCAUUCCACUCAGGAUUCGUUUAGUUUCCAUCUUCUGUCGGAAUAUUCACAAGACAUCUAUUUUUGUAUUAUUUUCUAACCAUCGACCUUGAAAGCAUUUAUAAUCCCUCAUUUUUACGGCUGAUCCCACCUGCAGGAUUUUUUACCUACCUCUCACUUUACAGCUUUACACCGAUCAGCCUGCCGUACAUCAACAGACACAGCUUGUCUUAAUAAAACCCAACAAUGAGAGCAGAUGUAAGGCGAAGGCAAAGCUAUCCUGGGAAUUACUAUAUCUUAGUUCAUCCUCGUUGGACCCAAGACAGUUAAAUACGGCUGAAAUUAGACGUCUGAUUUUUUUAUUUUAUUUUUUUAUUUCUGGACCUUCAUUCAUCUUAAUGUUUUCAAACCAAAGCAAACACCCCGAGCUCGGCCGGUAGCGUUUACCUUCUACACGGGCAGAUGUGGACACAUUGUCAUGGGAUUUCCUCCUUUUUUCUUCUUCUUUUUUUGUAUUUUUUUUUUUUUUUGCAUUAUUUGCCUUCUUUGAUUUAUUAUCCAGGCCAUACACACCAUCCCACCAUCAACAUGUCAUCUUCCAGACCGUCACUCUCGGAUACCAAAGCAUCGCCUCUGGCAGCGUUCGUCUCUGGGUUCGCCCAGGAGACGAGUGUCCAGACAAACCUCACCAACAAAUACAAGCGUAAGACAGACCAAAUACCAAAAAAAAAAAAA